UUCCAUGAAUAAUUCAAUAAUUUAUAGUUUCAAGAAGCACCAGACGUUUACUAUCCGUUAAUUUAUUUUUAUCCAAUAUUUCCGAAUUUCCAAAAUUCCAAAUGCUAUCACGAAAUAAUUGCGAACCUAUUUUCUGCUCAAAAGAAUCUCUCUCUCUCUUCACACACUCUGCUCUGCCCUGCUCUGUAUCUUCCAUAAUCUCUCUCUCUUCGCGGCAAAGACAAGCGCUUCUUGACAAGCAUUACCUCCUUUUUCACACUCCAGGUUUUGCUCCGUGCAUCCAUCGUCAUCCUAGAAGAUUUGCAUUUGGAGUUUUCUCCUCGGACUAUUUCCAGAUCUCUCUUUACCUUUUUUGCGGCGCUUUACUUCCUCUGUUGAAGCAAAAAUAAUUAAAUCUUUGCUACUCUUUCAGCCAUAACUACUCUUUCCUUGUUGCCUUCUGUUUGUUUUCUCUCACUAAAUCAGCAAGCAAACUCCUACCGUCUUUCAUCCCGUUGGAAAAUCUGAAACGAAUCAGCUCAAAAUGUAUCGCUGUGAUUGUUCAUUUUCGUUUUGUGUUGGGUGGUUAUUACUGUUAUUUAUUAACUUUGGAGAAUUCGCGAAUGGUGAUUGGGCAACUUGCUCCGGGAUCGUUCCGAUGAGUUACCGGAACGAUAAGAUAUCGAUAACGGACUUCGGAGGCGUGGGCGAUGGGGUGACGUUGAACACGAAAGCAUUCAGAGAAGCAAUUUACAGAAUCGAGCAUUUGAGAAGGAGAGGUGGCUCGCUGCUUUACAUUCCUCCUGGAGAAUAUUUAACCGGACCGUUUAAUCUCACAAGCCGUAUGACUCUUUACUUGGCUAGAGGCGCCGUGAUCAAAGCCACUAAGGAUGUUUGGCAGUGGCCCUUGAUAGCGCCGUUGCCCUCUUAUGGAAGAGGAAGAGAACGGCCCGGAGGAAGGUACAUGAGCUUCAUCCAUGGUAACGGUCUACAUGAUGUGAUAAUCACAGGGGAAAAUGGAACAAUCGAUGGCCAAGGUGGCAUCUGGUGGGACAUGUGGAGGCGAAGAACUCUCAAGUUCACUCGACCAAACCUUAUCGAGUUCAUGAACUCGAGAAGCAUUCUCAUUUCCAAUGUCAUUUUCAAGAACUCGCCCUUUUGGAACAUACACCCCGUUUACUGCAGUCAUGUUGUGAUUCGAUAUGUAACGAUUCUUGCUCCAGCUGACUCUCCCAACACUGAUGGAAUUGAUCCAGACUCGAGCUCCAACAUAUGCAUCGAGGACUCCUUCAUAUCAACCGGGGACGACCUAGUAGCCGUGAAGAGCGGGUGGGACGAAUACGGGAUAGCAUUUGGUCGAGCCAGCCACAGCAUCACCAUCAGAAGACUAACCGGGUCAUCGCCAUUCGCUGGAAUCGCAGUGGGAAGCGAGACCUCCGGUGGCGUGGCGGACGUCCUGGCCGAGCACAUAACCCUGUACAACAUGGGGAUUGGCAUACAUGUCAAGACCAACAUCGGCAGGGGAGGGGUCGUGAGGAACAUAACCGUGUCGAAUGUCUACAUGGAGAACACGCGGACGGGGAUAAAGAUCUCAGGCGACGUGGGAGACCACCCCGACGAGUAUUACAACCGGAAUGCUCUCCCGGUCCUCAAGAAUGUGGUGAUAAAAAAUGUUUGGGGUGAAAGAGUGCAGCAACCCGGCCUCAUCCGCGGCCUUAGAAACGCGCCGUUUACUGAUAUUUGCCUCUCCAACAUCCAUCUUGGUGGCGCACGGCCGUGGCAGUGCUCGAAUGUGUUCGGAGCUGCCGUUCAAGUCAGCCCGUCGCCGUGCGCCCUGCUCACCUCCUCCCGCCAGCAGCUAGGUGCAUGCUCGUCUUCCUUUUAAAAUCUCAUUAAUUUGUAGUUUACUACAGUUAUCAUUUUUAUGUGAGAAGACAGCAGUUUUCAUGUGUUAUAGUAGCAAAUUUGUUUUUUUGGAUGAAUCACAUUUUGUGUUCCGAACUUUUAAUUUUUUUCAAAAAAUAUCACCUGACUUACAUUUUAACUUCAAAAACUCAUUCCAAAAAAAAAAAAAAACAGGAUUUAUAUAUCACUUUACAAAAUACGGCGAUGAAAUAAUGAGUUGCUUUGCCAAAUGUUGCAUUAUUCAAUAUAAAAUUGUAGAAAAAUCUUAAACCCUAAGAAUAUACCAACCCCAAAUUAUGUAAGACAGAUAUAAAUCAAACUUUUUUUAUUCCUAAGUCGAGAGUUUUUGAAGUGAAAAAGUAUAUUAAUGAUAGUUUUUUGAAAAAUGCUGAAAAUUAAGAUCUUAUGGACACAAACUAUGAUUAACUCUAUAUUUUUUUUUCUUUGAUGAAAUGAACACAUCAACAAACAUAAAGAUAUUGAUCGAUCCUUCACAUCUCAAAUGGACGCAAAUUUAUUUACAUACUCGCUAAAGCCUAAGAAGGGUAAAACUUUCAUAACUCAGAUAUACACAAAUACUGAAAUACAUACAUACAUACAUAUAUAUAUCUAUAUAAGCAGCAGUGACAUACAUAUCAAAAUAUCUAGAAGCAGGGGAUUAUUAUUCGUACUUGAUGCUAUAUUGCUCGUGAUUCAUAGCCUUAGAUGCUUCUAGAAAUAAUUGUCCAAGAAUUUGCGCACGCCUUUCAUGAAGCCGGCUUUCUUCGGCUUCUCUUCCUUCUUCUCAUUUCCGAUCCUAAAAUGCUGCCUCAAUUUCUUCAUCUUCUUCUCGCGAUCGAACCUGUCGUAAUCGUACCGUUUGAACACGGCUCUCUUCACCCGAUCCUCCUCUUCUUCGUUGUCGCUGUCGCUGUCGGUGUCCUCGCCGCGGCGGUGGCGGAGGUGGCGGAGGUGGUGGUGCAUCCUCAUCCACCGGCCGGGGAUCCGCUUGCCUCCGCUGCGAACGAUCGGCUGCUCGAAGUCGCUGUUCUCGCCGGAGGAGAGGAUCAUGUCGUUGCCGUAGGGGAUCGGCUCGUUUUCCCUCAUCGUAGGGUAGAAUUUGAAGUGGUGGCGGCAGGGGCGCUUCACGUGGAAGCGGCGGUUGACCGGACGGAAGGUGAUCUCGGUCAGCGGCACGGCGGAGACGACGGCGAAGUUAGGAUCUGUCUCCGCGUUGGAUUUGGCGUCUGCAUCGGCGUUGAACGGUUCGCUGGGGAGGCGGAGCGCGGGAUCGGCAUCGGAGAGAGGAAGCUCGGUGGUGGUGGCGGCGGCACUGACUGCCUUGUCGAUCUGCGGCGGAGCGCGGGCGAGUGAGAUGGUGAAUAAGUAGAAGAGAGCUGCGGCGAUGGUGGCGGUGCGGAAUUUCGCCAUGGUGAAGCUGUUGGUAAUUUGGU
This is a messenger RNA of Salvia miltiorrhiza (redroot sage), 3317 nucleotides long. Its product is annotated as probable polygalacturonase. Gene Ontology annotation, biological process: carbohydrate metabolic process. The transcript is spliced from 6 exons. Gene Ontology annotation, molecular function: polygalacturonase activity. The coding region runs from base 524 to 1864 and encodes 446 amino acids. The record is from RefSeq and is a predicted model, not a curated record. Lineage: Eukaryota; Viridiplantae; Streptophyta; Magnoliopsida; Lamiales; Lamiaceae.